This is a messenger RNA of Engraulis encrasicolus (European anchovy), 1828 nucleotides long. RefSeq names its product tripartite motif-containing protein 16-like. The record is from RefSeq and is a predicted model, not a curated record. Gene Ontology annotation, molecular function: zinc ion binding; protein binding. The transcript is spliced from 7 exons. Bases 1 to 1701 code for a protein of 566 amino acids. NCBI's taxonomy places the organism in Eukaryota, Metazoa, Chordata, Actinopteri, Clupeiformes, Engraulidae.
AUGGCUGAAGCGAUGGCAAGUAACCAGGAAAUUGUCAUGUGUCCUGUUUGUUUAGAUCUUCUGAAGGAUCCAGUGACUCUCAGCUGUGGACACAAUUUCUGUUUGGAUUGUAUUGAGGCUUGUUGGGAUAAGGAAGACGUGAAGGGCGUUUACAGCUGUCCCCAGUGCAGAGAGACUUUCACUCCGAGACCCGUUUUAAAGAAGAAUCAUGUUUUCUCUGAGCUCGUAGAUCAAAUGAGGAAGAGCAGAAUACAAACUACAGCUCCUGUUGAAUGUGCUGCUGGACCUGGAGAUGUGGCCUGCGACGUUUGCGCUAGUAGAAAACUCAAAGCUGUCAAGUCCUGUCUGGAGUGUGUGAUGUCGUACUGUGACAAUCACCUGAAAGCUCACAACGAACUUAAAGGUAGAAAUCACAACAUGAUCGAUGCCACAGGCCAGCUACAGGAGAUGGUCUGUCCUCGUCAUAAGAAGGUUUUUGAAAUAUUCUGUCGCACCGACCAGAGCUGCAUCUGUUAUCUGUGUAUGGUGGACGAUCAUAAAGGACAUGACAUGAUCACAGCUAAGGCAGAGUGGAGUCAUAAAAAGGAGGAGUUGGGGCAGAGCCAGAGGAGAUGCCAGCAGAUAAUCCAGUUGAAGGAGAAGGAGCUGCAGGAGCUGAGGAAGGCUGUGGAGACUCUCAAGUCUGGUGCACAGACAGCAGUGGAGGAGAGUGAGAGGAUGUUUACUGAGGUGAUCCGCUCCGUGGAGAGAAGGCGCUCUGAGGUGACAGAGCUGAUCAGAGCUCAGGAGAAAGCUGAGGUGAGUCGUGCUGAAGGACUCCUGAAGCGACUGGAGCAGGAGAUUGCUGAGCUGAAGAGGACAGAUGCCGAAAUGAAGCAGCUUUCACUGACACAGGAUCCCAUCCAUUUUCUCAAGAACAUUGUGUCCAUCACUGGGAGGCCUUACAGCACAACUUCAACCAGCGUGACCGUCAGCCAAAGCUUCUCCUUGGAGCCCCUGAAGAAAUCUGUAUCUGCACUGAAGAUGCAGCUGGAGGAGAAAUUAAAUUCCACCUUCCAACAAGAAGUAGUCAAAAUAUCUGCAGCAGCAGCGAAACAUGUCCAGAUCAUCCAGAACAUACAGAUGUCUGAUGGCCAGGCUCUUACUGCUGAACCAGUGACCAGAGAGGACUUCUUACAGUAUUCCUGUCACUUCACUCUGGAUCCAAACACAGCACACAGAGAACUCCAUCUGUCUGAGGAGAACAGGAGGGUGGAGAGGAGAGAUGAGGCCCCUCAGUCAUAUCCUGAUCAUCCAGACAGAUUUAUUAGGUGGCCUCAGGUGCUGUGUAGAGAGGGUGUGUCUGCACGCUGCUACUGGGAGGUUGAGAGGAGUGGAGAUGUUGGUAUAGCAGUGUCAUAUAAAAGCAUCAGCAGGAAAGGACGGGGUCAUGAGUGUCUGUUUGGAUUUAAUGAUCAGUCCUGGAGGCUGGCCCUCCGUAGCUCCAGCUCCUUAUUCUGGCACAAUAAUGAAAAGACUAAACUCCCUCUAGUGGCCAGCUCCAGAAUAGGAGUGUAUGUGGAUCACAGGGCAGGAACUCUGGCCUUCUACAGCAUCUCUGGAGACACAAUGACCCUCCUGCACAAAGUCCACACCACAUUCACACACACACUCUACCCUGGGUUUUAUUUAGGUGAUGGAUCAUCAGUGAAGCUGUUGUGAGGCCCCUACAGGUAAAUGUUGCUCCUGUGGGGCCUCUACAGCACUUGCUGCACACACACACACACACUCACACACACACACAUACACACACACACACACACACACACACACACACACACACACACAC